Molecule: messenger RNA, 768 nt
Organism: Punica granatum (pomegranate)
Lineage: Eukaryota; Viridiplantae; Streptophyta; Magnoliopsida; Myrtales; Lythraceae
Source: RefSeq, a predicted model, not a curated record
AUGGAAGCUCCUUCAGAAAAACAAGAACAGCCAAUGCAGGUCGCUAGAAAGAAGGGCGGUCUAAGGACCAUGCCAUUUAUCAUAGCAAAGGAGUCGUUCGAAAAGGUUGCAGGGUAUGGACUGAUGGCAAAUAUGAUACUGUACUUGAUGUUUGAGUAUCACUUCAGUGCUGCCUCCAGAGCUAAUAUACUGUUUCUAUGGAAUGCCAUGUUGAAUUUCACACCCAUGUUGGGAACUUUUCUAUCCGAUUCCUACUCGAGCAGGUUUCGGGUCAUUGCGUUAAGAUCAUGGAUCAGGAAUUACUAUGUUAUGGUGUAUGGGCUUCUUCCGGGACGCGAGGCCUCCUGGCUGCGAUAUAUUAAAGGAACAUUGCCUACCCUGCACGAUGGCUCAAAGGAUGCUCCUCUAUUGCUCGUUCAUUGUCAUGUCCAUCGGGCCGGUGGCAUCAGGCCGUGUUCAAUAGCAUUCGGGGCAGACCAGUUGGACAACCACGAGAACCCAAAGAACCAACUGGUCCUUCAAAGCUUCUUCAACCGGUACUACGCCUCGGUUGGCAUCACGGUCAUGCUCUCUGUGACCGUCAUCGUAAACAUCCAGGACAAGGCCGGGUGGGUCAUCGGGUUCGAAGUGCCGCUAGUUCUCAUGUUCUUAGCAGCAGUUUUGUUUCUCAUCGGGUCCCCCUUCUAUGUCAAGGUGAAGGGCAACAAGAGCCUCUUCACUGGCUUUGCCCAAGUGGUUGCUGCUGGCGAUAUGGGUCUCUGUCUAUGA